GUAGAGACUUACAGCCGCCAGACUGCUGGAACUCAACAGGAGCCGAUUCACCAUUAAAACAAGCCCGCAGAGAGGAAGGGCAGAACCUGUCUUUAGGAUCCCUGGAUGCCCGCCGGUGCCCUGGCCGCACACGCAGACUCGAUGGCCAUCAGCUGACCCCUCCCCCCAGGAUGAUGGUGAGAGAGCGGCUUCGGCAGAACAUCUCGGCCACCUUCUACCGGCACGGCCUGCUAUGCGCCUCCUACCCAGUUCCCAUCAUUCUCUUCACAUCUGCCAGCAUCCUGACCUGCUGUUACCCUCUGCUGAAGCUGCCUCUUCCAGGAACAGGGCCUGUCGAGUUCACCACUGGAGUACGAGAUUACUCGAUCCCAUCCCAUGAGUCUCAGGGUGACCUGUCUGAGCGCCCUGAUUGGUAUCGGGGUCCUCCGGUGGCCUACAUCCAGCAGGUCUUGGUCAAGGCAGCGGUAUCACCAUGGGACAACAGUCUGGUUCCUGUGGACGUGUUCCGCUCUCCCCUUGGGCGCGUUUUCAGUGUUCUGGAGGAGAUCAGAAACCACGUUUACACAGACAGAAGUUUGGAGGCACUGUGCUUGCAGGUGACGGACCUGUUGCCAGGGUUGCGGCGCAUGCAGGCAGUCCUUCCAGAGCAUGGCUGCCUGCUGGUAUCCCCUGGCAACUAUUGGCAGAAUCGGCGUGACCUGUUUGAUGCAGAUCCAGACCUCCUGAAGACAGUCCACCAACAUGAACCCAAAGGCCUUCAUACUUCAGCCACUCUGAAAGAUUUACUCUUUGGUGUCCCAGGGAAGCAGACAGGUGUAAGCCUGUACAACAAGAAGAGAGUGGUGACAUACACCAUCACAAUUGCACUAAGCUCCUAUGAUGCGAGGUUUGUAGCCAGUCUUCGAGCCCGCCUGAAACAGCUUCAUCCUUCAGCGAACUGCACUCUGCGGGAAGACCACAUGGUGCACGUCCAUUUCAAAGAGGAGAUAGGCAUCGCUGAGCUCAUCCCUCUAGUCACCACCUACAUCAUCCUCUUUGCUUAUAUCUACUUCUCCACCCGAAAGAUUGACAUGGUGAAAUCCAAAUGGGGCUUGGCGCUGGCUGCUGUGGUGACGGUUCUCAGCUCUUUGCUCAUGUCUGUGGGACUCUGCACCUUGUUUGGCCUGACGCCCACGCUGAACGGAGGGGAAAUCUUCCCUUACCUUGUGGUGGUAAUUGGUUUGGAAAAUGUCCUUGUCCUCACCAAGUCUGUUGUUUCAACGCCUGUCGACCUUGAAGUCAAGCUGCGUAUUGCUCAAGGUCUAAGCAAUGAGAGCUGGUCCAUCAUGAAGAAUAUGGCCACUGAACUGUGCAUAAUCCUCAUUGGAUACUUCACAUUUGUGCCAGCAAUUCAGGAGUUCUGUCUGUUUGCUGUGGUCGGUCUGGUGUCGGACUUCUUCCUGCAGAUGUUUUUCUUCACCACUGUGCUGUCUAUUGACAUCCGCCGCAUGGAGUUGGCUGACCUGAACAGGCGUCUCCCAGCUGAAGCGGGGAUGCCUCCACCUAAACCAGGCCCUUUACGUCCACGAGAGAUGCCUCCGCCACCCCGCCCUUCUCCCCACACCAUCACCCUGCAGGCUCCUGCGUUCCGGAACCUCCGCUUGCCCAAGAGGCUCAGGGUGGUGUACUUCCUAGCCCGCACUCGCCUGGCACAGAGAAUCAUCAUGGUUGGCACUGUGAUCUGGAUUGGGAUCUUGGUCUACACGGACCCUGCUGGUCUGAGGACUUUGCUUGCUGCUCAGGUGUCAGAGCAGAGCCCUCUUGGGGAGGCGGGGCUUCCUCCUCACCUGGGCGUUGCUCCAGUGCUUCCUGGUGGAGACCCAACCAGUACACUGAGCGUGCUUCCUGCCCCUGAACCCACUCCUCUACCCGAAAACCAAUCCCAGGGUCACCGAGCAGCCCGCCCAGAAGUUGUCCCUGUGUCCAGCCCCCAGAUCACUUGGGGCCCUGAGGAUGAGGAGCUAUGGAGGCGGCUUUCUUUCCGCCACUGGCCCUCACUCUUUAGCUAUUACAAUAUCACUCUUGCAAAGAGGUACAUCAGCAUUCUUCCAGUCAUCCCCGUCACGCUCCAUCUAAGCCCACAAGAGGCCAUAGACACACGCCAUCCCCAGGAUACACACCACGCUCCUCCUCCCAGCAUCAAGACCUCCGAUCUACAGGCAGACCUCACACUCUACAAGGUGGCAGCUCUUGGACUUUUCGCCGGUGUGGUGUUAGUUCUCUUACUCUUCUGUCUGUAUCGUGUGCUCUGCCCUCGGAACUAUGGGCAGAAUGGGGUGCCCCAUGGUCGCCGUCGCCGUGGAGACCUGCCCUGCGAUGAGUACGGCUACUCGCCGCCAAUCAGUGAAAUUUCCCCUCUGCUGCUGAGAGGCCACAGCAUGGACAUUGAGUGUCUGGCCAGUGAUGGCAUGCUGCUGGCCAGCUGUUGUCUGGCGGGACAGAUCCGUGUGUGGGACGCACAGACAGGAGACUGUCUUACUGUCAUACCCAACAAUGGUCUGCGCAGGAGCAGCAGCAGUGGUUGUUGGGAGCACCGUGAUGGCUGGGAUCACAUAGGUGCUUGUGAGACCGAGAGCCUCUUGGGGGCAGACUUUCGGGAACCAGGAGGAGCUGUGGGAGGACCAGAUGUAGAUAUUUUCCCAAUAAGGAGGAGGACCACCCCUGCACGCCCUGCCCUGUUUGGGGACCAGCCGGACCUCACCCCUCUCAUUGAUACCAACUUUGGGUCUUUGCCCCCAUCUCAGACUUUAAGCAGCUCUGGCUUUGAUUUCGGGGGAUUGGUGGAGAAAGCGUACCAGGAGCAUGAGCCCUCACCAACACUUGCCUUCCCACCUUCUCCUCCAGCUUCACAACAAAGGCGGCGUAGCCUUGGGGACCAGCCUGUUUUAACCCCAGAGCUCCCGCCACAGAAUAAUGGCGACUGGGACAGUUCAGUGUGGGCCAUGGAGCUGAGGGGUAACCUCAUUGCCACGGGCCGCAGCAGUGGCAAACUGGAGCUGUGGGAUGCAGUAGAGGGAUCAUUACGGUGCAGUAAUGAAGAUGGAGUAUCUGGAAUCACUGCCUUGGCUUUUCUCAAUAACAGAAUUGUGGCAGCUCGUUUAAAUGGCUCACUGGAUUUCUUCACAGUGGAGAUCACCAAGCCUCUUGGGUUGCUGCAGUAUCGCGGACCUCCAGGCCGAGGCAGUCUGCCCCCUUCCCCCUGUUACAGCAGCGAGGAUGUGAUCAGCUGUCAGCUGACACGCUCAGUGCAGUGUGCCCACCAGAAGCCCAUCACUGUGCUCAAAGCUGCCGCUGGCAGAGUGGGCACCGGCAGCCAGGACCAUACAGUCAGGGUGUAUCGUUUGGAAGAUUCUUGCUGCCUCUUCACCCUGCAGGGCCACUCAGGUGGUAUAACUGCCAUAUACAUAGACCAGACCAUGGUUCUAGCCAGUGGGGGCCAAGAUGGCGCCAUCUGCGUGUGGGACGUCCUAACAGGCAGCCGAGUGAGCCACGUGUAUGGUCACCGUGGUGAUGUCACCUCAUUGGUUUGCACAACUUCCUGUAUCAUUAGCAGUGGGUUGGAUGACCUCAUUUGCAUUUGGGACCGUAGCACAGGCAUAAAGCUGUACUCCAUACAACAGGAGGUGGGCUGUGGGGCCAGUCUAGGGGUGAUUUCUGAAAGCCUGCUGGUGACGGGAGGACAAGGUUGCGUGUCAUUUUGGGACCUGAACUACGGGGACCUUCUGCAGACGGUGUACCUGGGCCAGAGCAGUGAAGGUCAGAGCGUCAGGCAGCUCCUGGUUCUGGACAAUGCCGCCAUAGUCUGUGACUUUGGUAACGAGCUCAGCCUAGUCUACGUGCCCUCUGUUCUGGAGAAGUUGGAUUGAACACACACAAACACCAGCCCACAGAUUUAGGGAAUUUUCAGAGCGGCCGGCACAAAAGCACUCGCCCUUUAACCUGUAUCACUGCAAGUUCAUUGCAGACAUGAAUGACGUUCCUCGUGUCCUCUUGUGUACCACCCUACACUUAGUAGGGAGGGAGUGGCCACUUUCUACCACAUCCGAACAGGAUGUAAAUGCAAAACCUGAUUGUUUGGUGUUAAGCAGGCCUCUGACGCUCCAUUGGAGCAUUGGUAGAACACCAUACAGAAUAUUCUGUGUAUGAAUCCGGACAGAAUUACAUGAGGCUAGUACAAUAGCUGCUGACAGUGAGAGGUGGCUCACUGGGCCUGCCUUAAGAUGUCUGUUUGUGUGUAUGUGAGUGGUAAUAAACUCACGGUGAGAAUGCCAGGCCGCCCAGUCCAGAAACUCUCAGCUUUGUGACAGCUAGAGGUGAGAGAGUUCACAAUAAUAUGUUUGCAGAAGGAGAGGAGGAACAAGAGGUGGUUGAUGGGGCUGAAAAAGGCAUAGAUAUUUCCUGCUGAGUGUGUUUUUUUGUGUGCAACUUAUUUUUGAGUGUUUGAAUCUUCAGAAGUGUUCAGGUUAUGUUGCACCCCAUAAUCAAAAGAAUCCUUUGAGGUUUGAUUAAAGACUCUACAGCAAAGUUCGAACAUCUUAGCAACUGCAUAGAAAUUCUUUUGCAAUAUUGUAUAAAGACAGUAAACCUAUUUUAGGUCCAUUCACAUGUAUGUAUGUGUAUAUAUAUAUACAUUUAUAUAUGUAUAUGUGUGUGUAUAUAUUUUAUGACAAUUAAACAGCCCUGUCCUUUAUACGUACAUAUAGAGAGUAUUUUUUACAUUACAAAUUAUAUAUAUAUAUGAAUUUGAAUUUUUAAUUUGUUUAUUUAGAAAAUAGAAAACAAAUAAAUCAUGGAUGAUUUUUAUUACUUACAAGCAGUCACAGCAAUGCCUUUUUUUUUAAGUUUAUAUUUGUUUUGUUUUUUCU
Messenger RNA from Sinocyclocheilus anshuiensis, 4904 nucleotides. RefSeq names its product sterol regulatory element-binding protein cleavage-activating protein-like. Gene Ontology annotation, cellular component: SREBP-SCAP complex; endoplasmic reticulum membrane; Golgi membrane. Lineage: Eukaryota; Metazoa; Chordata; Actinopteri; Cypriniformes; Cyprinidae. Gene Ontology annotation, biological process: regulation of cholesterol biosynthetic process; SREBP signaling pathway. The coding region runs from base 171 to 3905 and encodes 1244 amino acids. The transcript is spliced from 23 exons. The record is from RefSeq and is a predicted model, not a curated record. Gene Ontology annotation, molecular function: sterol binding; protein binding.